Debaryomyces tyrocola is the source of this 462-nucleotide messenger RNA. The record is from the annotation of a GenBank genome assembly. Lineage: Eukaryota; Fungi; Ascomycota; Pichiomycetes; Serinales; Debaryomycetaceae.
AUGGUUUUAGACGCUUCUUCUGCUACUUCCCACUUAAAAUCCUAUUCUAAUAAGGAUGGAUUAGAUGUCAAGACAUUAAUCGAUUCUGCGAACUUUGGUGGUUUAACUUACAAUGAUUUUUUGGUUUUACCAGGCUUGAUUGACUUUCCUUCUUCAAAGGUUGGAUUGGAUACUAAGUUAACUAAGAAGAUCGCGUUAAGAUCUCCAUUCGUUUCUUCUCCUAUGGAUACCGUUACUGAAGAAAACAUGGCUAUUCAUAUGGCUUUGUUAGGGGGAAUUGGUAUUAUUCACCACAACUGUAGUGCCGAUGAGCAAGCAGAAAUGGUCAGAAAAGUCAAGAAGUACGAAAAUGGGUUUAUCAAUGACCCAUUUGUCAUUUCUCCAAAUGAAACUGUUGGAGACGUUAGAAAGAUGAAGGCUGAAUUAGGUUUCACUUCGUUCCCAGUGACUGGUAUGUAUUAA